UUGUCCGCACCUUAAGUGUCUGGGACCAGGAAGUGGCGAAGCUGCCAAAGUCUACUACUAGCUACUCGUUAGUUUACUCGAUGAAAUAACAUACAUUGAAAAACAUAAAAGAAGAGGGUUGUUUUUUAAUAGCUUAAUAGGUAAUAUGCGUGCUUGAACGGGGGUUUGUAAACACAUUUCAGUGUAAUUUAAGGUUAGAGACCGUACAGACUUCUAGCCAGCUUGUUUUGCUAAUUGGUAGCUAACAGUUAACCUUAGCAGGUGUUGCGAUGGCUGUGUCGCAUAUAAACUGCUUCGUGGCAUGGAUUUUAUUGUGUGGUAUGCUGUCUGGAUCUAAUGCGAGGAUACAUAAGCUCAUUCUGAAGAAUGAAACACGGUUCGCUGUUGACAUCAACAAUUUUGGUUUCUUUGCAAAUGGAACUCUAUAUGUGAACCUGACUUCUUUGGGGCUUAAUGAAAAACUUGUAAACUACAGCAUCUAUCCAGUUGGUUUUAGCCUGUCCAGGUCACGGGUUAAUGGGGUGUUACCUUACACAGCAGAGGAGAGUGAGGAUUGCCCGCUCACAGCCACCAAGCAAACCAAUGAUGAGCCUCUCAUCCUUUUUCUCAUUGACAUCAUCAAAAUGAGAGUCAAUGUUUAUGCCAUGGGUAAUCAAGAUAAUGUCCUGAUAGCCAAAGCCAAGUCAGAUAAGGCAAAAGAAAGGAAAGUUAGAGAUGAUGGGAAUCAGCAGAAACCAGCAGAUUCUAACAAAGUAAAGCCAGCUGAAGAAAAUGACUCAGAAGAUGGUAAAAAGACAAAGACAGCAGGUGGGAACAGUCAGGAGAAUGGACAAGAAGGUGGCCAACCAAGUCAGAAGAAUGCUCAAGAAGGUGGCCAACCAAGUCAGAAGAAUGCACAAGAAGGUGGCCAACCAAGUCAGAAGAAUGCACAAGAAGGUGGCCAACAAAGUACAAACAAAGAACAGUCAACCCCUUUUGAAGAAGCUAAGAAAGUGGAGGGAACCACAUUCCUGCUGAACCAAACAACCAAGCCGAUUUUAGCACUGGACAAAAUCAAGGGCUUCUAUAACUUCAGUUUCCAGUUGGUGGUUGGCCCAAAGGCAGAAGGUCUUUACAGCCUGAAGUUCCACUACUGUCAGAACAGGAUGCCUGGAAUUAGGAUUCCUUACUCUUUGAGAGUGGACGUGACAGAGACAAACCCAGGGAGCUUCCUGUCUGCAGCAGAAAUCCCCUUGUCCCGCCUUUACAUAUGUAUGGCUGGAGUCUUCUUUGCUGCAGCCUUGGUCUGGGUGUACACUCUCAUGAAGCACAGGUACAGUGUGUUUAAGAUCCACUGGCUGAUGGCAGCAUUGGCAUUCACCAAAUCCACCUCUUUGGUUUUCCAUAGUAUCAACUAUCACUUCAUAAACACGCAGGGGCGUCCUAUUGAAGGCUGGGCCGUCAUGUAUUAUAUCACACACCUACUGAAAGGAGCUCUCCUGUUCAUUACACUGGCACUGAUUGGAACAGGCUGGGCUUUUGUUAAAUACAUCCUGUCUGACAAAGAGAAGAAAAUCUUCAUGAUAGUCAUCCCUCUGCAGGUCCUGGCUAAUGUUGCAUUCAUCAUUAUAGAGUCUACAGAAGAAGGCACCAGUGAAUACUAUCUGUGGAAGGAGAUCCUCUUUCUGGUGGACCUCAUCUGCUGUGGAGCCAUCCUGUUCCCUGUUGUCUGGUCAAUCCGUCACUUACAGGAGGCUUCAAGCACAGAUGGGAAAGCUGCCAUGAACCUGGAGAAGCUCAAGCUGUUCAGGCAUUACUACGUCAUGAUUGUGUGCUAUAUCUACUUCACAAGGAUAAUAGCAAUUCUGCUGAAGAUCACAAUGCCCUUCCAGUGGCAGUGGUGCUAUGAGUUUUUGGUGGAGGUGUCAACUUUGAUCUUCUUUGUGCUGACGGGCUACAAAUUUCGACCAGCAUCCAAUAACCCCUACCUCCAGCUUCCCCAGGAUGAAGAGGAUGUAGAGAUGGAUGAAGUAGUGACGGAGUCAGGAGCACUGGAAGGCAUCUCCAAAGUUAAGAAGACGUCUAACGGACGUGAGCGCCAGAAAGAGCCUGCUCUGUAGGUGGAGAGCUGCUUGUUUUUCAGAGGGACCAACCGAGCCGCCCGCGGCCAGGCCAGCUGGGUGUGAAGAGGCUCACAUGGACCAAGGCUCCCCACUUCCACAGACUGCUCUCUGUUUAAAACUCAUCAGUGGUUGCAAAGCUUGUGGCCACUGUCUGGCUAUGCAAAAAGAAAGGAAAAAAACAAAACAAAAAAAAAACGUUAUGAUUAUAAAAUACGGCUAACAUGAUGGACGCUCACUGUUUUGUUGGGGACACUCCACCCAGAACCCGAAGGGUUUCAGGAGCCUUUUUUUCCCCCUCAUGGACAGUUGGAGAUGUGGAACAGAGCUCUGGAAUCCAUAUUUUUCUCGUCUGUUUCUCUCCAAAGAUAAUUAUUAUUAUUAUUAUUUUAGACAAAGACUUGCUUUUGGGAGUGUUAAUGUCAGCUAUUUAAAACGGUACUUCUACCACUUGGUUGUAUCUUUUUUUUGUGAUAUGGGGACAUUUAUGGCUGUGAGAUGACACAAAUUUUCUUCCUUUGGAUAAAAUAACCCAUGCUCAGGUUAAAGAGAAAAAAAGCUCAUUGGUGUAUUUAUAACAGUCAAUUGUUUCCAACCUGUCACACAGCACCAUACACCUUCUCCUCAUUGGCUUUGAUUUAUACAUUAAAACGUUUAACAGGAAGAUUUAUUUCAAGAUGUCGCGGUUUUUUGCGUAUUGAAACGUUUUCUCUAUCAUCUGUGUUGGAGCAUUAGCCGUUCCUCCCAGUGUGUCGUUUUGGAGUGCUGCUGUAAUUUAGUGCUUUAGUGGUUGGAAACAACCUGCUUAUUCCCCUUAUUGACCUGAAGAACUUUAAUCGACGUAAGAGAGAAGUUUCGGUCGUAUUUUCAGGACGGCUGAGUCUUUGUGAGCAGAGAAGGACCGGAACUGAUUUUUGAAUUUAGCUGCUUUUAGUUUUAAAUUCUUUUGCUCUUGAUGUGACUCUUAUUUAAUUAAUCACAGGUGACUUCAGCAGCGUGUGCAGCCAGACAGGGUAGGUGACCAUUGAUUAAAGGCUAUUUGUAAAUAUGACUGUUCAUACAAGAAGAGGUGGAUGUGUUGAAGGCUGCCUAGUGUUUCAGGAUGUUAUCAGCUUAGUUUCAGUGAGGGUUUCUGUUCUUUCAUUACUCAUUUAAAUGGACCCACUGGGAAGAAAAGAUAUAAAAAUGCUACUGAGAUUUAUCCCCAGUCGCUCCUGUCCAAGAGGACAGAUCUGCACAGUGUUUACACACAGAACCCGUCGAGAGGUAACAGUAUAAAUUCAAGUGAGUUGGCUGAAGACAUCUUUUGUUUUUUUAUUGUUACAGAAGGUUAUUGGAUGUAUGUAUGAACUGUCACAAUAAAGUUGAAGGUUUUAAAAG
Cyprinodon tularosa is the source of this 3479-nucleotide messenger RNA. RefSeq names its product protein GPR108-like. NCBI's taxonomy places the organism in Eukaryota, Metazoa, Chordata, Actinopteri, Cyprinodontiformes, Cyprinodontidae. The record is from RefSeq and is a predicted model, not a curated record. Gene Ontology annotation, cellular component: membrane; Golgi apparatus. The transcript is spliced from 18 exons. Gene Ontology annotation, biological process: transport. The coding region runs from base 270 to 2099 and encodes 609 amino acids.